AAUAUAUAUUCAAUAAUAAUUGAUGAAAAUUUUUAGUUGAAUUUUAAAUACCCAAAAGAUAAUAUUCAAUUUACAAAUUAUUUAUAAUAAUAUUUAAAAAUGAAUUAUUAUAUUGGUGUUGAUGUUGGAACUGGUAGUGCAAGAGCAGCAUUAUUUGAUGAAAAUGGUAAAUUAUUAAAAAUAGCAACAAAUGUUAUUAAAACAUUUAAUUAUUUAUCAGAUUAUUAUGAACAAAGUUCUGAUGAUAUUUGGAAUUCAGUUAAAAAAGUUGUAAAGGAAGUUGUUGGUGAAAUAUCAAAUGAAUAUAUCAAAGGAAUUGGUUUUGAUGCAACUUGUUCACUUGUAUUACUUGAUGAUGCUGGUAAACCAGUAACAGCAAGUUUAACUGGUGAUGAUGAAAGAAAUAUUAUUUUAUGGAUGGAUCAUAGAGCUGAAAUGGAAGCAAGCAUUAUCAAUCAAAUGAAUCAUGAAGUAUUAAAAUUUGUUGGUGGUAAAAUAUCAUUAGAAAUGGAAAUACCAAAAAUUAUGUGGUUAAAAAAAAAUCUACCAGAUACAUUUAAACGUGUUAAAUUAUAUUUUGAUUUACCUGAUUUUUUAACAUGGAAAGCAACUGGUUCAGAAUCAAGAUCAUUAUGUUCACUUGUUUGUAAAUGGAAUUACAAUGCAAAUGAAUUUGGUAUAAAUGGUUGGAAUGAAGAUUAUUUAACAAAAAUUGGUUUAUCAUGUUUAAAAGAAAAUAACUGGAAAAAAAUUGGUAACAUUGUAAAAGCACCUGGUGAACCAAUUGAAAAUGGUUUAACAGCAUUAGCAGCAGCUGAAUUUGGUCUUAAAGAAGGUACACCAGUUGGAACAUCAAUAAUUGAUGCACAUGCUGGUGGUCUUGGUAUGAUUGGUAUAUCAUCAAAAGAUAAUCCAAAAAUAUCAAAAUUAUUUUCAUCAAGAUUAAGUCUUAUUUGUGGUACAUCAACAUGUCAUAUGGCUGUAUCAUCAAAGCCAAUAUUUGUUAAUGGUAUUUGGGGUCCAUAUUGGGGUGCAAUGAUACCCCAAUAUUAUUUAAAUGAAGGUGGACAAAGUACAACUGGUAAAUUAAUUGAUCAUAUAAUAAAUAAUCAUCCAGCAACAAUUGAAAUAAAUAAAAAAAUUAAUAAUACUAAUAUUCAUAUACAAGAAUAUUUAACAAAUUUAUUAAUAAAUUAUGCUAAUGAUAAAAAUAUUAAUGAUAUAUCAUAUUUAACAAAUGAUAUACAUAUUUGGCCUGAUUUCCAUGGUAAUAGAUCACCACUUGCUGAUCCUAAUUUACAAGGUAUGAUUUGUGGUUUAACAUUAAAUAAUGAUGAAUAUAAUCUUGCAAUUAUUUAUCUUGCAACAUUACAAUCAAUUAUUUAUGGUACAAAACAUAUAUUUAAUUAUUUAAAUAAUAAUGGUUAUGAUAUUAAGACAAUUCUAAUAUGUGGUGGACUUUCGAAAAAUUUUUUAUUUUGUAAAAUUCAUGCUGAUGCUAUUGGUGUACCAGUACUAAUACCAGAUAAUUGUGAAUCAGUUUUACUUGGCUCAGCUAUACUUGGUGCUUGUGCAUCAAAAAAAUUUGAUAAUAUUGAUAAUGCAAUAUUUAAUAUGUCUGGUAAUGCAAAUGUUAUUGAACCAGAUAAAAAAAUUAAUCAAUAUCACGAAAAAAAAUACAAAGUUUUUUUAAAAAUGGUACAAGAUCAAAAAGAGUAUAAAAAAAUUAUGAAUGAAAAUAUUUAAUAUUUCAUCAUGAUUUAAUGUUUUAAAUAAAUUAAAAUUAAUGAAUAAUAUGUGCGAAUUGACAUACGUUUUUUUUUUUUUAUAAAUAUUUUAUAAAAUGUAUAAAGAAAUAUAUUUUUUUAUAAAUAUAAACUAAUUAUUGUUGUUAUUAUUAAUUAUUAUUAAUAUUUUAUUUUUUUAAUGUAAGAACUUGCAAACUUAACUUGUUAAUAAAAAAUUUAUAACGAUAA
Messenger RNA from Aphidius gifuensis, 1976 nucleotides. Its product is annotated as FGGY carbohydrate kinase domain-containing protein. The record is from RefSeq and is a predicted model, not a curated record. The coding region runs from base 100 to 1746 and encodes 548 amino acids. The transcript is spliced from 6 exons. Gene Ontology annotation, molecular function: kinase activity; phosphotransferase activity, alcohol group as acceptor. Gene Ontology annotation, biological process: carbohydrate metabolic process. Lineage: Eukaryota; Metazoa; Arthropoda; Insecta; Hymenoptera; Braconidae.